Messenger RNA from Ceraceosorus guamensis, 3097 nucleotides. RefSeq lists its product as hypothetical. The transcript has 9 exons. Gene Ontology annotation, cellular component: cytoplasm; HOPS complex; lysosomal membrane. Gene Ontology annotation, biological process: intracellular protein transport; vacuole fusion, non-autophagic; endosomal transport. Gene Ontology annotation, molecular function: actin binding. Lineage: Eukaryota; Fungi; Basidiomycota; Exobasidiomycetes; Ceraceosorales; Ceraceosoraceae. The record is from RefSeq and is a predicted model, not a curated record. The coding region runs from base 251 to 3016 and encodes 921 amino acids.
CAACUCGGCCAGGUGUCCGCCUCGAUCUUUGAAUUGAUGGCCCUUGCUAUCAUGACGCUCACCUCUGAAGGGAGUGGAGAUUAUCUCGGACCUCUUCAUAGAGCCGAAGCAGCCAUUCCAGAUUGAGGUCGACGUCUUGAGCCCAUCUUGCGGGUGUAAUCUCAACGUCGUGCUCCUGCGAGCAGACGUUGCGCGACGUCCUCUCAUACGCAAGGGGCGCAGCGUUCGACACGGCCAUGCGCUCAACAUCAUGACGCUCACUCACCCAACGCAAGAGUGGCAUUCCCUGCAAGACGUCUUCUACCGCCGCAAUCAAGUCUACUCGCUCUCUUGGGCGAUAGAUGAUCUGUCCAACUACAAACUGGCAGCUGCGCCAAACGGAGGACUGUUGGCUCUGGUCAGGGAUCCUGCCAAGCUCGUCGCAUUAGGCAAGGUCUCUAAUCUGAGACCCAAAAUUCAGGUGUACACCUCGGCAGGGCAAUUGGUAGAGAGCAUUCCUUGGAAUGCCUCAGACCGGAUCAUAGCGCUUGGAUUCACCGACGAUGAGCAGCUGAUAGUGGUGCUGGAGGAAGGAGCAGCUCGUCUGUACACCUUCUUUUCGCCCUGUCCAGCGCAAGACAAGCGUACACUCCAAGCUGACAGAAGAAGCGAAAACCAAUCCUACUCCUCCGUGUCGGGUCCAACCCCAACGGAGGUGACUGCCAGCUGUUACUACACGCAGUACAGUCUAGGCGCGGAAGCGGUAGAGACUGGAAUCGAAGAUGCUCGGAUGUGGUCUCAAGGACUCGUCAUCAGGACUAGAGCAGGGAGAUUUGUCGAAUGGUCCUUUCCCUUCAAAGAGGGAGCCAGUGAAGGUGCUUGGUCCAAACGCACCCUUUCUAUUCCAGCGCCCAUCCUGUUGCCCUCGAUCCCGUCCGAGACGAGCACAAACUUUCAGGAAGUCGGUACUUCUAUGGCUGCGGAAAGCCAAGCAAGCGUCGGCGCGUGGGACAUCAUACCUUCCACAGUAUCGAACUCAGGCCUGGUCGAAGUGCUUUUGUCACCUACAUCAUCCGCUCAAGAAGGCACUCUGCUCUCCCUCGACUCGCUGAGCGGCAGUACAGAUCUUCGUCUCACUCGUGGACCUUUUCACACCAUCCGUCCAAGUCCCAAUGGAGCUCUGUUGGCGCUGCUUACGCACGACGAGAAGGUCUGGGUCGUCAGUUCUGACUUGCAACGCAGCCUCUCAGAGUAUGAUCUUGGAUCUUCUGAAGCUUUUGAGUCGAACAAAGGCAAAGGACUUGGAGGAACGGGAGUGGAAGAUGUGAGAUGGUGCGGCAACAACUCAGUGGUGCUCAGUUCCGAAUCGGAAGUGGUGAUGGUGGGACCGUUUGGGGAAGUGCUGCGCUUUCCUUACUCUGGCGCGGUGCAUCUGAUACCCGAGACGGACGCAGUUCGGAUUAUAGGCAGCGACAGGCACGACUUUCUGCAAAAAGUACCAGAGGCAACAUCUUCGGUGUUUCAGCCUGGGAGUACUCACCCUGCCGCGCUGCUAUUUGAUGCAUCGGAGCACUUUGCCGCGAAGAGUGCAAAGGCGGACGAAGGUGUCAGAGCCAUCAAGAACCAGCUCGCGGAAGCUGUCGAUACUUGUGUGGAAGCUGCAGCAUACGAGUGGGACGCUGCGUGGCAACGCAAGCUGCUCAGGGCUGCUUCAUUUGGGAAGGCCUUCGUCGAUCUGUACGAUACGGCGCCAUUCGUAAAGCUAGCGAAGGCAUUGCGUAUUCUCAAUGCGGCUCGGCGGCACGAGAUUGGCGUGCCCGUCUCUUACGACGAAUACAAACAGAUAGGCGCCACUGCUCUCAUUGCUCGUCUCACAGCUCGCAAUCACCACUUGCUCUGCCUUCGCGUGUCGGAGCAUCUGAACCUUCGACCGGAUCCGGUUCUCAAGCAUUGGGCUCAAGCCAAGAUCAUGAGAACAAGACCUGCUGUCGGAGCCAUAGCGAAUCAAGCUUUCUCGGCCGUGGACGAUGUGGUUUGCAAAGCCAUCGUGGAGAAGUUCGAGUCGCAACCUGCGGUCAGCUAUGCAGAAAUUGCUCAGACCGCUUGGGAUCAAGGUCGAACCAGACUCGCAACCAAGCUUCUUGACCACGAGCCGCGAGCUGUCGAUCAAGUGCCGCUCCUUCUCAACAUGCAAGAAGACAAGGCGGCUCUGAUCAAAGCCAUCGAAAGCGGAGACACGGACUUAGUCUACCACGUCCUUCUGAGACUCAAAUCGCAGCUUUCGCGCGGCGACUUCUUCCGCAUUCUGCAAGCCCCGGCAGCGGAAGCGACGACUGCGGCAAUGGCUUCCAACAAGCCACCACCAUCCGCUACCGACCACAUACACCUUGCAGCAAAUCUGCUCGAGGUAUACGCUCGCAGCGAAGACCAAGAGUUGCUGAGAGACUUCUAUUACCAAGACGAUAGAAGAACAGACGGCGCUACGCUUAGCCUUGAAGAAGCUGCUGGAGAAGACGAUUUGCAGGAACGCAUAUUCAAGAUCAAGGAAGCGCAAAGACUCUUUGGGGAGGACAAGGAUCGGUCGCUCGAAGCCAAGCUUGCGGAGGAAGACGUACGUCUGCUUGGAUUUCAAGCUGCUAUGGAGAGAGAGGAGGGCGGCCGGUCCACUUGGCUCGGAUGUAGUCUGGCCGAGACGAUCCGCCAGCUGCUAAUUCGAGGAGACAACAAACGUGCAGAAAAGCUUCGAAGCGAUUUCAAAUUGACGGACGCUAGAUUUGGAAGUAUCAAGGUUUCUGCUCUGAUUGUUCUGCGAGAUUGGGAAGGUCUUUGGAAUUUUGCGGGUGCGCGAAAGGCGCCCGCACUCGCUUUUGAGACUCUAUCGAGACUCGUCACGGCGGGGUACGUGAGGGAAAGUACGCGUUACGUGCCCCGCGUCAUGGCUGACAAGAUUGCCAGGAGCAAGCUCUCCUCUCUCAUACAACGCUUGCCACAAAGCGCUGCGCAAGCCGUCGGAGAGGCCAUGGAUGCUGAACUGUGAUACCCUCCGAUUUGACUUCCGCUAUCUAUUCCGCAUCAUGUCACCUCAUUUCAUUCCAACAAUCUGCAUCUCUCUCCGAGC